ACUAGGGAGCGGCGAGCCGAGACGGCUACAUGGACGCCACUAUCGCCCCGCACCGUAUCCCCCCCGAGAUGCCCCAGUACGGGGAGGAGAACCACAUCUUCGAGUUGAUGCAGGUAUUAACCACCUGGGUGUCUGCCCUGCACCCACAGAACAUGCUGGAGCAACUCCUGAUCCACCAGCCCGAAGAUCCCAUCCCCUUCAUGAUCCAGCACUUGCAUAGAGACAACGACAAUGUGCCCAGGAUUGUAAUAUUAGGUCCACCCGCCUCAGGGAAAACAACAAUAGCAAUGUGGCUCUGCAAACAUCUGAACAGCAGUCUCCUCACCCUGGAGAACCUGAUCUUAAAUGAGUUUUCCUAUACGGCCACCGAAGCCAGAAGGCUUUAUCUGCAAAGGAAGACAGUUCCCAGCGCGCUGCUCGUCCAGCUGAUUCAGGAACGCCUGGCUGAAGAGGAUUGCAUCAAGCAGGGCUGGAUUCUGGAUGGCAUCCCUGAGACGCGUGAGCAGGCUCUGAGGAUCCAGACCCUGGGGAUCACACCCAGACACGUCAUUGUGCUGAGUGCUCCAGACACGGUCCUGAUCGAGAGAAACUUGGGGAAGAGAAUCGACCCUCAAACUGGAGAGAUUUAUCACACCACCUUUGACUGGCCACCCGAAUCUGAAAUCCAGAACCGUCUCAUGGUGCCAGAGGACAUCUCAGAGCUGGAGACGGCUCAGAAACUGCUGGAGUAUCAUAGGAACAUCGUCAGGGUCAUUCCCUCCUACCCCAAAAUCCUCAAAGUCAUCAGUGCUGACCAGCCAUGUGUGGACGUCUUCUACCAGGCUCUGACCUAUGUCCAAAGCAACCAUCGUACUAAUGCCCCGUUCACCCCGAGGGUGCUGCUGCUCGGGCCUGUGGGCAGUGGGAAAAGUCUGCAGGCCGCCCUCCUGGCCCAGAAAUACAGGCUUGUCAAUGUCUGCUGUGGGCAACUGCUGAAAGAGGCUGUGGCAGAUAGGACCACGUUUGGCGAGCUCAUCCAGCCCUUCUUUGAAAAGGAGAUGGCAGGUGCUGCCAACACCUCCUUCUUUCGAAUCAGCAGCAAAAUUAAUAACUGUACUGUUUUCCCAUCUUUCCACAUUUACUGGGCAAAGGACCCCAGGGCCCCAUCUUAGCGCAUCUUCAGUCCCUUGAUCCCAGGCUCUUGGUGAUGGCACUGUGGACAGAGGACUGGGGAGAUGCUUAUUCUGUGCCUGGACUUUGAAAUAUAUAGGUCUGACCCCCUAAACUCGUUCUGACUUGAGCUGCAGUGAACAGAACAAAUUUAUUCCCCAGGGCUCCGCACGUGGAGUUCUUUAUGCAGGCAACCUCCAUUAAAGUCACCAGGAGUUUGCUCUGCAUACGAUAAACAGGGUCGAGCUUAAAUCAUGCAGCCUUAGUUGCCAGGGAGCUCCUGUCACUUUUACACUAGUACAAAACAAGUAAAAACGAUUCUGGGCUUUUGGAAAAAUAAGUUCUCAGCUGUUUCUGUAUCAUUUAAAAUGAGAUGGUUGCUGCUGAUGGACUCCAUUGCCACCGUGUUCUACAGCAUGUGUACAGAUGUCCUCUUUCCUCUCUGAACUCAAGCAAAGGCGCUACUAGAUCUCAGUUCUUUGCUUAAAUCAGCGGUGGCUCACAGUGGCCACCACUGCCAAAUGAUGUCCUCAGCUCCUUCCCCAUAGCUCCAUUCCUACCGAAGUGUGUUUGAAAUUUCUGAAUUCUGGAGGCCCAGAGCUUCCUAAGGAAAUUGGCCAUAAUUCUGUCUUUGCCUCUUGGAAUGUCGCUUCCCGAUUUUCACUUAAUAUAAAAUGAGCCCUGCUCAUGGGCCUCACUCUGUUGUUCAAACUCACCCAACAUAAAGAAGUCUGAAGUCUGCACUGCUUUAUUUUUAGCCUUUCUCAUGAGAAUUUUAGCCAUAAAUUAGGGUCCAGGGACUGUUGAUGGUGGAUAUAACCUACUUCCAGGUUGCCGGGCCCAGUGAAUGGUACAACGCCGGCUCUUCAGCCAGAAGGCUUGGCUUCUGCCCUGGCCCAAGGAACUGUUCUCGUUCUCAUGAGUUGCUUGGACUUCCUCUGGAGGGUGGUUAUCCAGGGAGGAGAUGAAAAACAGCCAAAGGCAGAUCUUGUCCUUGCUGGUUUAUGUCUUUGCUCCAAGUGCAUGAGAUGCUCAUCUCAGCCUGUCCACAGCGCACUCGGAACAUGCUGGAACUGCAUGGUCAGGAGCCCGCCAGCCAUGCCAUGUCCCCAGCAGUGGGGCUUCUGAGCUAGACUGUAGCUUUUCACAUCUCCUGUCUCUGCAUACACUCUGCAACACCUGCCCAACUGGCUCGUCGGCCCAGUUACGGUGAGCUCCUAACUGGCAGCUGCCCCUGUGGCCCCGCCCCCCCCAGCAUCUCCCAACAGCUAAAGCAGUUCAGUUGUAGGAAGGCCCACAUUCCUUGGCACAUACCAGACAUAUUCCUUUCUUAUUGUCAGGAGGGAAGACAGCUAUUUAAUUGGUAAUGACUUUCCCCUAAAAGCGAAAGUCCUGGUAUGUAGAAAAGGUGAUGUGGAAGACAGAUCAUUAUCGAGUUGUUACCUGUGCCCCUCCCACACAUCCCUACAUUUCCUAAACAUUUCUGUCUGGGAAAGGUCCCUCAUGGCCUAAUAGAACCCGAGAAAAGGCGGGAGAUUUGAGAGAGUUUCAAGAAGCUAAUUUGCACCCUUUCUGGUAAUGAGACCUCACCCUAGCAAAUGCAGCCAUCGUAAUACAAACAAGCCAAACCAGCCCCCAAUUGGGAUGAUGAUGUGUUUUCAAGAGCCUUCCGUGAGUCCAGAUCCCAGGAGGUGUGGAUCAGAGCUCAGCCAAAGUGCUGCAUUUUUAAGGGGGAAUUAAUAUUCUCAUCACUAAAUGCACACUAAAGAUCGACCAUAGACCAGUUUUUCUCUUUUGUUAAAAACUUGCAAAGAGUUGCUGAGUUGAAAGACAAAGUAAAUCUCCCCAUCUGAGGAGGUAAGCGGAAUGCUAUUUCUUGUUUUUAGCAGAGCAGCCUCGGCCAGCUGCAAGCUGUCUUCCCGUGGAGGGGAGACCCUGAGGGACCCUCUGCCCGUUUCCAGCAAGCCUUUGCAUGCGGUGUGUUUGUACUCGCUGAAGACAGCGCAUGACUCUCUAAAUAAUUUACAAGUUGAUUAAUAGACUCACAGGGGUAUAAUUAGAAGAGGGAGAGACAGUGGGUACAGUAACCGGUACAGUGCUUGGGGGAACAGGAGCCUUUAUUUUUUUAAAGAAACUUUCUAGGGUGCUGGGCGUUUGAAGAUAAGUUGGGAAGAGCUCAGUGCCUCUUCUCUUUUGAAGUGGAAAUAGGACAGUUUGAAUCCGUCGAGUUUAAUUUUUCACAAGCUUUAGGGGCCCCGCAGUGCAACUCCCUUUUUAUUAUUGAAAAAACUCUACAUUUUUCUUUCAUUUUUCUACACACACACACACACACACACACACGCCAAGCAGUAAGUAAUAAACACAUUAAUUUACUCUUA
This is a messenger RNA of Homo sapiens (human), 3527 nucleotides long. RefSeq names its product adenylate kinase 8 (gene AK8). The coding region runs from base 30 to 1151 and encodes 373 amino acids. Gene Ontology annotation, molecular function: nucleobase-containing compound kinase activity; phosphotransferase activity, phosphate group as acceptor; nucleoside diphosphate kinase activity. Gene Ontology annotation, cellular component: 9+2 motile cilium; sperm flagellum; axoneme. The record is from RefSeq and is a predicted model, not a curated record. Lineage: Eukaryota; Metazoa; Chordata; Mammalia; Primates; Hominidae. The transcript has 11 exons.